This is a messenger RNA of Colossoma macropomum (tambaqui), 1663 nucleotides long. RefSeq names its product CMRF35-like molecule 2. Lineage: Eukaryota; Metazoa; Chordata; Actinopteri; Characiformes; Serrasalmidae. Bases 74 to 1048 code for a protein of 324 amino acids. The record is from RefSeq and is a predicted model, not a curated record. The transcript is spliced from 9 exons.
GAAGAGCUCUGUAGUCAAGCUGCUUCUAUCACCAGCAGGAAGAGCGUUUGUUAUUUGAGCCUCUUACAGAAACAUGCGCUUUUACUCACUCAUGAGUUCUUUAAUUCUCUUUGUGUUACUCCUCUGUAUCUCAGGUUCUGAGAGCCUGAAGACACUGAAGAAUUUAGCUGUAAAACGUGGAGGAUCUCUCAGUAUUCCAUGUGUUUAUGAUGAGAAAUACAAACCAAACCUUAAAUACUGGUGUCAGGGGUAUCACUGGUCCUCCUGCCAAAUAGUAGCCUAUACAAACACAAGUGGAACAACAUCAGUCACUGAUCAUCCAACCCAGAACAUGUUUACUGUGGAACUGAAUAGUCUUCAAGACUCUGGAUAUUAUUGGUGUGCUGUGGAAAUUGGUGGGAUAUGGACCCCUGAUGACAGGGAUUAUUUAUACCUGACGGUCAGUUCAGAUCCUGCUGUGUCAGUGAUAAACAGUAGAGUGAGUGGUCAGGAAGGGGACAGUGUCAGUGUCCAGUGUCUCUACAGUGCUAAAUAUCAGAAUAAACAGAAGAAGUGGUGCAGAUUUAAAGACUGGAGCUGCUUCACAGUGGGGAGGACUGAUACAUCCCAUAAUUCAGCAGUGCUGGCCAGUGAUGAUGGAAAAGGAUCCGUCAGUGUGAAGAUGAGGGGUCUGCAGAAGAGUGAUGCUGGCUGGUACUGGUUCAGUGCAGGAGAUGUGGGGGUUACUGUUCACCUCACUGUCAUUACUACAGGUGGAGAUGAGAUGCGAAGUAAAGAUGAAGGAUCACAGCUUGAUGACACCACACUGGCUCUCACCAUAAUCGCUGGGCUGUUUCUGCUGCUGACAUUGGUUGGUUUGGUCAUCUGGAAAGUUAAGUAUAAACAAAGAUUAACCACAAAAGGAGGAAGUAGUGGCUGUUCGACAGAGUUUGAUGUGGUGUAUGCUGAUGUUAUCUUCGAUAGUCUGGCACAAAGGAGUCCAAAGAAGCUCUCUCAGGCUGCCUGUGAUGACAGGGUCAUCUAUAGCUCAGUGAAAACUUCCCAGUGAAUGGUUGCACAGAUGCGUCUACAGCCAAGGAGGAAUUUACUGUCUUCUUCAUUUACAUGGAGUGAACAACCAAUCCAAUUGGACCUUAGUUCUCAAAAACUGCACACCGCAGUGAAACUUUGCAUUCAGAGUAUAUUUCUGUGUCAGAACGAAGACUGGCAGUCAUUUUUUCAUAUUUAUAGAGGCUUCAUGUUUGAGAACAAGCUGAUUUGUGUUCUAUGUCAUGCUCUCAACUGUACACAUGUGAGCACAUGCAGGUGGGAGGACGCAGGGUCCAGCUAAUAUCAUCUAUGCUGUAAUGCGAGUAGACCCCUACUAGCGUUCUUUAACCCAUGUAUGUCCAACGACUAAGUUUAGUUUGAUAACAGAAGUGCCACAGAACUUAACUUGGUCUGAAGUGAUGAAAUUUUUUAUAGUUAGGUCAGUGUUAGAUGAGCAUCUAACACAGGGCUGUCCAAAGUGUGGCCUGUGGGUCAAAGUUGGCCCAUCAUGACGUAUGAUUUGGCUGCUAGAAUGUUACCUUAGCCCCAUAUUCAUCACCCAAUGAGAGAACAUAUCGGUGUUGUCGGAAGAAAACCUUGUAUCUUCAUUUUUGACAUAAUUUGAAAAUACCUG